CUUGUAACUAUAAUCCAAAUAAGUUAUUUUUUUAAACUUCUAAUUUUUGCAAGCAGUUUUAUAAUUGAUUUAUAAUACUUAAAAAUAAUAAAAAGCCCAAAUGCCCAGCCCUGGGUGAACUGCAGGACACUAUGGUAUAUUAAUAAACUAGGAUACAUUUUUAUUAGUACAUUUUAUUAUUUUUAUUCAGAUUACAUUAUUAGGAUAAGGAACACUACGGAAGUGCUGGGUGAAAAUAUAGAACUCCGAAUGAUAUGAAGAGAGUGCAAUGCCUGGUUUAGAACACGGACAGUUGUUUUGUUUCUAACAUGAAAUUUUUUAUUAACUCUUAAAAUUUAGAUCUGUUUAACUUUAUGUUCGGAUGGUUAAAUAUGUAAAAGAAAAGAAAGACUUGUUAAAAUUUGCAUGAUUAUUUUAAACAUGGGAAGCUAAACACAAGAUGUAUAUUUCAUGCCACAGUGUCACUUCUAUCAUACAUUUGGGGUGUGUAUGUAUGUGUGUGGUGGUGGGAAAUCUCCCAGUGUGAGAGAAGUCUGGGAGGGGCACAGUGGGGGAGGCCCCUCCUGUCCCAUUCAUAACACGUUCAUUCACUGGGAGCCGGCUAAGACCGACUAAUCUCUCACGCAGUCAUUCCCUCUACCCUAAUAAAGAUCCACCACCUCUCCUAGAACUCGGUCCGAGGGACGCUGCUCUCCUGGCCCUGCCACCACUGAAGCGCCCAGGCGUCCCGGAAGAUCCGACCUGAGCGCAGACCCCGCGGACCAUGAGUCCUCGGAGGCAGCGAGCGUCGGUCCCGCUGCUGCUGCUGCUGCCGCUGCUGCUGCUGGGCGGCUGCCUCCUCGUGGCCGCCCGGAGAGACAAGGGGGCGGCAGGCAGCGCGGCCCAGCCGGCCCCGGGUCCCGCGGGCGGCUCCUCCGGCCGCUUCGUCAGCCCCGAGCGGCACGCGUGCAGCUGGCAGCUCCUGCUGCCCGCCCCGGGGCCCGCGGCGGGCAGCGAGCUGGCGCUGCGCUGCCAGGACCCGGACGGGGCGCGUUACCAGUGCGCCUACCGCGGGGAGCCGGAGCGCUGCGCCGCCUACGCCGCCCGCGGCGCGCACUACUGGAAGCAGGUGCUGGGCGGGCUGCGCAAGAAGCGGCGGCCGUGCCAGGACCCCGCUCCGCUCAAGGCUCGCGUGUGCGCGGGCAAGAAGGGCCACGGCGCUGAGCUGCGCCUGGUGCCCCACGCGUCCUCACCCGCGCGCCCCACUGCGGCGGGCUUCCCCCCGGAUCCCAAGCCCCGCGCCAGGAGCCGGGGGCGCCUCCGGGAGCCCGCGCCCGGCCCCUCCGGAGGGGCCCGACUUCCCGCCGGCGCGUCUCCCAGAGGGAAGCCCUCUGAGACCAACGGCGGCAAGAGGAAGGCGGCCUCGGACCCAGACCAGGAGCGACCCCUGGGGACCGGGCCCGAUCCCGACGGGCUGGACGAGAACGCGAAGCUCACGGAGACCUACUGUGCUGAGAAGUGGCACUCCCUCUGCAACUUCUUUGUCAAUUUCUGGAAUGGCUGAGGCUGCCCGCCUGGGGAGGAACCUGGGUGGGGGGAGGUACGCAGCCGGGGAGGAGAAGUUAAGGGCAUCUUAGGCCAGGAGAUAAGGGAUGGAGAGUGGGGAGGAGUCCAGGUUCUAGAAUGGGGCGAGGGGGUGGGAGGGCGUGGGCCUUGGGAUGAGAAUGUAAGGGGUAUGGAGAAUCUCUGAGACAGCACAGACGUUAAACGUUUUUGAAGAGUCUCAACCCUGAUUAAGAGCAGAAAAAAUAGUGGAAACAGAAGUAGGCAUACCUUAAAUGUGCAAAAACUGUAGACUGGGGAGAGAGACAGGAGUACAGAGGGAGGCUGGAAAAAACUAAGGGGGGAAAAGUGAGGAGAGUGAUGUAAAUCUCAUGUGGGAAGCAGGAUACAACAUGUACUGUUUAACACAUUUGUAUUAAAAUGUAAUCAGGAUCUAUUGAUACCCCGAGCCAGGUUGAAUUGUUUAGUGACUUCUCACCCAAUCAGCUGACGAGAUUCCCAACUCUUUUUUUUCUCCCCCUUUUGGAAUUAGUAUGAACUUGGGUACUGCUUCCUGUCAUAGAUGACCUCUAUUGGGAUAGAAGCCAUUCAGAGGUCAAAAUUGCCUCCAAUGAAAAGAUUUUCAGGAUGGUUCCCCUUGAGUUCUUUUAGAAGUGUUACUUUUAAGCAGAGGGAUGCCUUAUGUUCUGAAAUUUUCCCAUUAAUCUUCUAAAUUCAGAGGUGGAUUGUAGUGCUCCAGUAGGUUUAAAAAAAGAAUCCUCUUUACAUUUGACCAUAUAUUUUUUAAAAAGCUGAAAUUAAGUAUAUAUCUCAGAGUCAUUUGGGCCAUUAUGGAAGUUGUAUCUGUUUCAUGUAAUUAAUUGUUAACAUAUUUCAUUUUAAGUAAGAUGCGAUGAUAACUUUGCACAUGUUAGGUGCUCAAUAAAGACUGUAUGGAUAACUUGAAAGAGCUGGCAGGGCAAUGGAAAUUCUGACUGCAUUUGAUAUAGUUCUGAGUGUAGCUUGAAGUAAGCUCCCAAACAUCUCUUGAAUGGUAAGGAAAAGACAAGAAGUCUGCAUAAAGCAGGAGUGUCAAACUGGCAAACCUUGGGUUGUAUCAUUGUUCUUUUGGCCUGCAUGUGGUUCUCUCAGUUUUCCUCUCUUCUUCCUCCCUCUCAAUUUGGAGGUGUUGCCAGCAUUUAAAAAUUAAAUAAUUUC
This is a messenger RNA of Leopardus geoffroyi (Geoffroy's cat), 2739 nucleotides long. RefSeq names its product fibroblast growth factor binding protein 3 (gene FGFBP3). Gene Ontology annotation, molecular function: growth factor binding. Gene Ontology annotation, biological process: cell-cell signaling. Bases 764 to 1543 code for a protein of 259 amino acids. The record is from RefSeq and is a predicted model, not a curated record. The transcript is spliced from 2 exons. Lineage: Eukaryota; Metazoa; Chordata; Mammalia; Carnivora; Felidae.